AUGUGUGCUUUCCUAUUUUUCUUUUGUAUUUUGAGUUUGGCUAACUGCUACAUGCUAAUAUUUUAUGGAGAACUUGGAACAAGUAUGAAUUGCACAAAAUAUUCCACUGUUUCAUGGGAUACUUGUAUCACAAACUGUGAUGAGAAUGACAAUUGUUUUGUGAGUUUUUUAUAUGCGAUAUUUUCAAUAGGGGAGGAAAAGCGACGCGUGGCCGAGUGGUUAGCGCCCGCGCCUAUCGUUGGCGAGGCUCGUGUUCGACCCCCACUCGGCGCAAACUUUUUUUAUUUUUUAUUUUUUUUAAUUUCAAUUUUUAUCUUCAGCUUUCCUACACUUCCCUGUCGGUUUCUUGCAAUACUUGUGGAUUUGGAGGCUUCCCAGGCAUCUCAUAUUCUCCCUCAGAAACCAAUUACAAACUCGCGUUGAAAUCACGCUUAGCAAAUUGCACUUACAAUCUCGAAAUGUUGAGCCAACAAAAAAUCGAUGCUCUAAAACAGUGUCCCGGUGGAUACGGUACUUUGCCACGAAACAAUGCACAAUCAUCAGUUUGUUUUCAAAGAUUAUAUCAACAAGCUUAUACGACACAAGAUGUGGCUAAAACACUGUGUACUGAUAGAUCUGGUGGGUAUGGCGGACAAUUGAUGGGUUUGGACAGUGAUCAGAUGCGGAGUUCAUUAAGUGCUACGACUAUUACUAUUUAUUUGUAUAAUUGUAGUAUUUGGAUUGGUUUGGAGUUGAAGAAUGGUGUGAGUUUUCCGCGAGAUUCCGCGUGACCGGAAGCCCCGAGCGCUCUGCGCGAGUGUAGACCGCGAGCUUCCGCGAAGCGGCUGGGCAUUAGUGUACCUAACUCAACUUGAGCCUAGGCCCGGCCGCUACGCGGAAGACAGUGCCGCUUCGCGGAAGCUUGCGGUUUACACUCGCGCAGAGCGCUCGGGGCUCAGGAUUAGGACUAUGCUCUAGGCUAAGCCUAGGCCCCGAGCGCUCUGCGCGAGUGUAGACCGCAAGCUUCCGCGAAGCGGCACUCUUUUCCGCGUAGCGGCCGGGCCUAGGCUUAAGUUUGAGUUGGUUACACAUGCCAGUCGCAAAACCUAACUCAAACUUGAACCUAGGCCCGGCCGCUACGCGGAAGACAGUGCCGCUUCGCGGAAGCUUGCGGUCUACACUCGCGCAGAGCGCUCGGGUCUGGGAGGGGGGAUUAAGGCUAUGCUCUAGGCUAAGCCUAACACCCGAGCGCUCUGCGCGAGUGUAGACCGCAAGCUUCCGCGUAGCGGCCGGGCCUAGGUUCAGGUCUGGACAUGGACUGAUCCUUGGUCUAAGUUUACCUAAGCCUAAGCCUGAAGCUAGGCCCGGCCGCUACGCGGAAGACAGUGCCGCUUCGCGGAAACUCGCGGUUUACACUCGCGCAGAGCGCUCGGGGCUUGGGAUUAAGACUAUGCUCUAGGCUAAGCCUAAGCCCCGAGCGCUCUGCGCGAGUGUAAACCGCAAGCUUCCGCGUAGCGGCCGGGCCUAGGCUCAAGUUUGAGUUAGGUACAUUAAUGCCUAGCCGCUAAACUUAGCUCAAACUUAAGCCUAGGCCCGGCCGCUACGCGGAAGACAGUGCCGCUUCGCGGAAGCUUGCGGUCUACACUCGCGCAUAGCGCUCGGGAUCAAGCCUAUGCUCUAGCCUAAGCCUAAGCCCCGAACGCUCUGCGCGAGUGUAGACCGCAAGCUUCUGCGUAGCGGCCGGACCUAGGCUCAAGUUCGAGCCCGGCCUAACCUAAGCCCGGCCGCUUCGCGGAAGCUCGCGGUCUACACUCGCGCAGAGCGCUCGGGGCUUAGGCUUGUUCGACUUACAACUGCAAAUUCCAGAUCUGGACAUGGACUGAUCCUUGGUUUACUGGCUCGGGAAGUAUAGCAUGGGCUUCUGGACAUCCGAAAACUGGAAACACUUGUGCAUCUCUACAAUAUGGAACCGGUUUAUUGCAAAGCGAAAAAAUGCUCCGCGGCAACUUGCACAUCGAAAUAUUGCCCAGGUUCUUGUCUGUGCACAUAUUCUAUGCGAUAAAUUUUCGAACUUCUUCAAAAUUUCAUUGAAAUGCAUCGAAACCGCGCAAAAAACAAAAAAAACGAAAAAAAAUCAAUAUUGUCCGAGAGAAAUACACGAAAAUAGAAGCGGCAUUGCGGAGUAUCGUUAACCACCGCGUUGUUUUAUUUUUUUUUGUUUUUUUUCGCAAAAAAAUGUUUUUAAAAGUGUUUUCUAUCGAAUUUUCGAAAUUUAUCAGGGUAAUUAAGAAUGUAACUAAUUAGCUAAUUAGUUAAUUACCUAAUUAGUUGAAUUUUUCUCUUUUUCUUAUCUUUUCUGUGAAAAUUUACUUGAAAAUUCGCUUUUCUUCUGUUUCUUCCAUAUUUUCAAUGAUUUUUGAUGAUUUUUCAGGUUUACCAAGCUGGAAUUAUUGAUUUUUCGAAUUGGAGAGGUCAAGAAUUGAAGGAAACUUGUGAAUUUUCAUGGAAAACAUCGGAUUACUGGAUUUUUCGCUCAAAAAUCGAUUUGGGUAAGAUUUUGCUGUGAAUCUCUGAAAAAUGGCUGGAAAAUUGUGUUUUAAGACCCAGAAAUUCAAAAUUUCUGAUUUUCAGCUCAAAACAUUGAUGGAAACUAG
Caenorhabditis angaria is the source of this 2633-nucleotide messenger RNA. Lineage: Eukaryota; Metazoa; Nematoda; Chromadorea; Rhabditida; Rhabditidae. The record is from the annotation of a GenBank genome assembly.